GUGUGUCUCCCUCUGUCUCUCUCUCUCCAUCUCCUUCUCCGCUCAAUCUGUAACCACCAGCAACAGAGGCGGUGGGGUAUCGAGGAGAGAGAGGCUUUUUUUUCCCCCACUGCUGCAAAACAAUACAAUCAACACCACCUUAUCCAACAGAUUUACUGUAUUCCUGGUUACCGUUACCUUUAUUGAUUUGGAUAUAAAUAAAGCUACAUGAAAAGGAAUCCAGACGAAUCUGAGCCUUUUGAGGCUUAUAAAAAAAACAUUUUAAUUGCUUUUUAUUUUUAACCCCCCCCCCCCUUUUUUUUUUAACGUGCUGCUUCCUUGGAGGAGAACCGGGGGAGAGAAACGCUGGGGUUGGGCUCUGAACAUAGAGUCGGGGACUGGAGGUGGUUUGUAAUUUGUAUCUGUGUUAAAUUUGCACAACGAUGCUAUCUCCCAAGCCAGGACUGGCGGCUUUGGGAAUAUUUUGCCUCGGAUUUGUGCACAGUUUAGAGGUUUUUCCACCCGCCACAGCUGUUGACGCACCGAAGACAUGCAGCCCCAAGCAGUUUGUGUGCAAAGACCAGAUCACCUGCAUAUCGAAGGGCUGGAGAUGCGACGGGGAGAAGGACUGUCCUGACGGGUCGGACGAGUCGCCGGAUGUCUGUCCCCACAGUCGGGUUUCCAAAUGCCCUCCCAACGAGGUACAGUGCAUCGGCACGGAGCUCUGCAUCCACAUGAGCAAGCUGUGCAACGGAGUGCCGGACUGUACAGAUGGCUGGGACGAGGGCCCCCACUGUCGAGCUCUUGCCUCAAACUGCACACACUUCGGCUGUGAAUACAACUGCUCCCUGACGGUGAACGGACCGGAAUGUUACUGCAGAAAUGCACACGAGCUGGCAGAGGAUGGCAAGGCCUGUAAAGAUUUCAACGAGUGCACAGUUUAUGGGACCUGCAGCCAGACCUGUGUGAACACUGAGGGGUCGUACACCUGCAGCUGUGUGGAGGGCUAUCUGCUGCAGCCAGAUAACAAGUCGUGCAAAGCCAAAAACGAGCCGGUGGACAGGCUGCCCGUGCUGCUCAUUGCAAACUCCCAGAACAUCCUGGCUACCUCUCUGAGCGGCACGCCAGUGCCCAACCUCACCCCCACCAGCACCAAGCAGACCACGGCCAUGGACUUCAACUACGCUGAGGAGACGGUGUGCUGGAUCCACGUGGGAGACAGCGCCUCCAGCACCGUCCUCAAGUGCUCCAGGAUCCCCAACCUGAAGGCUUUCGCAGAGGAGCGGCUCAUCAACAUCUCUCUCAGCCUGCACCAUGUCGAGCAGAUGGCCAUCGAUUGGCUAACAGGAAAUUUCUACUUUGUGGAUGAUGUUGAUGACCGAAUAUUUGUGUGCAACAAGAACGGGGACACGUGUGUCACCUUGCUUGACCUGGAACUAUACAAUCCCAAGGGGAUAGCCCUGGAUCCAGCAAUGGGGAAAGUGUUCUUCACUGACUACGGUCAGAUCCCUAAAGUGGAGCGCUGCGACAUGGACGGACAGAACCGAACCAAGCUGGUGGACAGCAAGAUCGUGUUCCCGCACGGCAUCACGCUGGACCUGGUCAACCGGCUGGUGUACUGGGCCGACGCCUACCUGGACUACAUCGAGGUGGUGGACUACGAGGGCAAGAACCGGCACACCAUUAUCCAGGGGCUGCUGAUUGAACACCUGUAUGGGCUGACUGUCUUUGAGAACUACCUGUAUGCCACCAACUCGGACAAUGCCAACAUGCAGCAGAAGACCAGCGUGAUCCGGGUGAACCGAUUCAACAGCUCUGAUUACCAGGUGGUGACACGCGUGGACAAGGGGGGUGCCCUGCAUGUGUACCACCAGAGACGACAACCAGAGGUGAGAAGCCACGCUUGUGAACCGGACCAGUUUAGCAAGGCGGGCGGCUGCUCUGAUAUCUGUCUGCUGGGGAACAGCCACAAAACUCGGACCUGCCGCUGCAGAUCAGGGUUCAGCCUGGGCAGCGAUGGCAAGUCCUGCAAGAAACCUGAGCACGAGCUGUUCCUGGUCUAUGGCAAGGGGCGCCCGGGUAUUAUCCGGGGGAUGGAUAUGAAUGCCAAGGUCCCUGACGAGUACAUGAUCCCCAUUGAGAACCUAAUGAACCCCCGUGCCCUGGACUUCCACGCGGAGACCAGCUUCAUCUUCUUCGCCGACGCCACCAGCUACCUGAUCGGCCGGCAGAAGAUCGACGGCACGGAGAGAGAGACCAUUCUCAAGGACGGGAUCCACACUGUGGAAGGGCUGGCUGUGGACUGGAUGGCGAACAACCUCUACUGGACAGACGAUGGCCCCAAGAAGACCAUCAGCGUGGCCCGACUGGAGAAAGCCUCCCAGACCAGAAAGACCCUGAUUGAGGGCAAAAUGACCCACCCGAGGGCUAUUGUUGUGGAUCCGCUCCAUGGGUGGAUGUACUGGACGGAUUGGGAGGAGGACCCCAAAGAGAGCAAGCGUGGGAAGAUUGAGCGGGCUUGGAUGGACGGCUCGAACCGCAAUGUCUUCCUCACGUCCAAGACUGUUCUCUGGCCGAACGGCCUGAGUCUGGACAUCCCUGGUGGAGUCCUGUAUUGGGUGGACGCUUACUACGACCGCAUCGAGAUGGUCUUUCUCAACAACACAGAGCGCAAGACGGUGUACGAAGGGAACGAACUGAACCACGCCUUUGGCCUGUGCCACUACAACAACUUCCUGUUCUGGAAUGAGUACCGCAGCGGCAGCAUCUACAAGCUGGACCAGAUCACCAAGACCGUCACCCUGCUGCGCAACGAGCGUCCGCCCAUCUUUGAGAUCCGCAUGUACGACGCCCAGCAGCAACAAGUAGGUUCCAAUGCCUGCAGAGUGAACAACGGAGGCUGCAGCAGUCUGUGUCUGGCCAUUCCUGACGGGAGGCAGUGUGCCUGUGCCGAGGAUCAGAUUUUGGACUCUGACAACGUCAGCUGCAAAGCAAACCCCUCCUACAUCCCUCCCCCUCAGUGCCAGGCCGGAGAGUUUGCCUGCAAGAAUAACCGCUGCAUCCAGGAACGCUGGAAGUGCGACGGAGAUAACGACUGCCUGGACAACAGCGACGAGGCUCCUGAACUCUGCCAUCAGCACACCUGCCCUUCGGACCGCUUCAAAUGCCAUAAUAACCGGUGCAUUCCCAUUCGCUGGCUCUGCGACGGGGAUAACGACUGCGGCAAUGAUGAGGAUGAGUCCAACACCACCUGUUCAGCACGGACGUGCCCCCCCAAUCAGUUCUCCUGUGCGAGUGGACGCUGUAUCCCCAUCUCCUGGACCUGUGAUCUGGACGAUGACUGUGGAGACCGGUCGGAUGAGCCUUUAUCCUGCGCGUAUCCCACCUGUUUCCCCCUGACUCAGUUCACCUGCAACAACGGCCGUUGCAUCAACAUCAACUGGCGCUGUGACAAUGAUAAUGACUGCGGAGACAACAGCGACGAGGCAGGCUGCAGCCACUCUUGCUCCAGCGCGCAGUUCAAAUGCAACAGCGGCCGCUGCAUCCCGGAGCACUGGACCUGCGACGGGGACAAUGACUGCGGCGAUUACAGCGACGAGACGCACGCCAACUGCACCAACCAAGCCACUCGCCCCCCCGGGGGCUGCCACACAGAUGAGUUCCAGUGCCGCCUGGACGGGCUGUGCAUCCCCAUGCGCUGGCGGUGCGACGGAGACACGGACUGCAUGGACCUGAGCGAUGAGAAGAACUGCGAGGGGGUGACACACAUCUGCGACCCCAACGUCAAGUUUGGCUGCCGGGACUCCGCGCGCUGCAUCAGCAAGGCCUGGGUGUGCGAUGGGGACAGCGACUGCGAGGAUAACUCUGACGAGGAGAGCUGCGAGGCGCUGGUGUGCAAGCUGCCCUCCCACUCCUGCGCCAACAACUCGACCCUGUGCCUGCCGCCCGAGAAGCUGUGCGACGGAACCGAUGACUGUGCCGACGGCUCUGACGAGGGGGAGCUCUGCGACCUGUGUGCCCUUGGGAAUGGGGGCUGCAGUCACAACUGCACCGUGGCUCCUGGGGAGGGCAUUGCCUGCUCCUGCCCACUGGGAAUGGACCUGGCUGCCGACAACAAGACCUGUCAGAUCCAGAGCUUCUGCGCCAAGCACCGCAAGUGCAGCCAGCGCUGUGAGCAGGACAAGCAAACCGUCAAGUGCUCCUGCUACGAGGGCUGGGUGCUGGAGCCCGACAAGGAGAACUGCAAGAGUAACGAUCCUUUCAAGCCGUUCAUUAUCUUCUCGAACCGCCACGAGAUCCGUCGCAUAGACCUGCAGAAGGGGGACUUCAGCGUGCUGGUCCCGGGGCUGCGGAACACCAUUGCACUGGACUUCCAUCUCAACCAGAGCGCCCUCUACUGGACAGAUGUGGUGGAGGACAAGAUCUACCGCGGGAAGCUUUCCGACAGCGGUGCUCUGACCAGCUUCGAGGUGGUGAUUCAAUAUGGCCUGGCCACCCCCGAGGGUCUGGCAGUGGACUGGAUCGCUGGGAACAUCUACUGGGUGGAGAGCAACCUGGACCAGAUCGAGGUGGCCAAGCUGGACGGGACCAUGAGGACCACACUGCUGGCUGGAGAGAUCGAGCACCCGCGGGCCAUUGCACUCGACCCCCGGCACGGGAUCUUAUUCUGGACAGACUGGGAUGCCAACCUGCCUCGGAUUGAGGCUGCCUCCAUGAGUGGGCAGGGCCGGCGAACCAUCCACAAGGAGACUGGGAGCGGAGGCUGGCCCAACGGCCUCACUGUCGACUACCUGGAGCAGCGCAUCCUGUGGAUCGAUGCCAGGUCCGACGCCAUCUACUCAGCCAUGUACGACGGCUCUGGCCUGAUCGAGGUGCUGAGGGGACACGAGUACCUGUCGCAUCCCUUCGCUGUCACCAUGUACGGGGGAGAGGUCUACUGGACGGACUGGAGGACCAACACCCUGGCUAAAGCCAACAAGUGGACCGGGCACAAUGUGACGGUCGUGCAGAGAACCAACACACAGCCCUUUGACCUGCAGGUCUACCACCCCUCCAGACAGCCCCAGGCCCCCAAUCCCUGUGCUGCCAAUGGGGGUAAAGGACCCUGCUCUCACCUGUGCCUCAUUAACUUCAACCAGACCUUCUCAUGUGCCUGUCCCCACCUCAUGAAACUGCAGAAGGACAAUAAAACCUGCUAUGAGUCUCGGAAGUUCCUGCUGUACGCUCGUCAGAUUGAGAUCCGCGGAGUGGACAUUGACAACCCCUAUUACAACUACAUCAUCUCCUUCACGGUGCCCGACAUCGACAACGUGACCGUGGUGGACUAUGACGCCCUCGAGCACCGCAUCUACUGGUCCGACGUGCGCACGCAGACCAUCAAGAGAGCUUUCAUCAACGGCACCGGCGUGGAAACGAUCAUCUCCGCAGACUUGCCCAAUGCCCAUGGGCUGGCCGUGGACUGGGUGUCACGGAACCUGUUCUGGACCAGCUACGAUGCCAACAAGAAGCAGAUUAACGUGGCGCGGCUGGAUGGCUCCUUCAAGAACGCUGUGGUCCAGGGACUGGACAAGCCUCACUGCUUGGUGCUGCAUCCCAUCAAGGGUAAACUCUACUGGACAGAUGGAGACAACAUCAGCAUUUCUAACAUGGACGGUACGAACCGCAGUCUCCUCUUCACCAACCAGAAAGGACCAGUUGGCCUCUCCAUCGAUUUCGUCACAAGCCAGCUGUAUUGGAUUAGCUCUGGGAACAACACCAUCAACCGCUGCAACCUGGACGGCAGUGGCCUGGAGGUCAUCGAUGCGGUCAAGGGCAAACUGACCAAAGCCACGGCUCUCGCCAUCAUGGGUGACAAGCUCUGGUGGGCAGACCAGGGGACAGACCAGAUGGGAACAUGUGACAAGAAGACUGGAGCGGACUGGACCGUGCUGCGCAACAGCACCUCACCGAUGAUGCACAUGAAGGUGUACGAUGAGUCCGUCCAACUGGGUACCAACCCUUGCAGUAGGAACAACGGAGACUGUUCUCAGCUCUGCCUGCCCACCUCGGAGACCACCAGAGCCUGCAAGUGCACUGCCGGGUACAGCCUGAAGACCGGCCAACAGUCCUGUGAAGGUGUUGGAUCGUUCCUGCUGUAUUCAGUUCACGAGGGAAUCCGUGGAAUUCCAUUGGAUCCCUCCGACAAAUCGGAUGCCCUGGUGCCUGUAUCUGGAACCUCAUUGGCUGUUGGGAUAGACUUCCAUGCGGACAAUGAUACCAUCUACUGGGUGGACAUGGGCCUGAGCACCAUCAGCAGAGCCAAGAGGGACCAGACCUGGAGAGAGGAUGUGGUGACCAACGGCAUUGGGAGAGUGGAGGGCAUCGCUGUGGACUGGAUUGCAGGAAACAUCUACUGGACAGACCAGGGGUUCGACGUGAUCGAGGUGGCCAGGCUCAAUGGGUCCUUCCGUUAUGUGGUGGUCUCCCAGGGUCUCGACAAACCUCGAGCCAUCACUGUGCACCCCGAGAAAGGGUACCUGUUCUGGACGGAGUGGGGCCAGUACCCGCGCAUUGAGAGGGCUCGACUCGACGGCUCCCAGAGGGCUGUGCUUGUUAACGUCAGCAUCAGCUGGCCCAAUGGGAUAUCCAUCGAUUACGAGGACGGUAUGCUGUACUGGUGCGACGCCAGGACUGACAAGAUCGAGAGGAUUAACCUGGAGACCGGAGAGGACAGAGAGACGGUCCUGCAAAGCAACAACAUGGACAUGUUCUCGGUGUCCGUCUUCGAGGGCUACAUCUACUGGAGCGACAGGACCCACGCAAACGGCUCCAUUAAGCGUGGCAACAAGGACAACGCCACAGACUCCGUGUCUCUGAGGACCGGCAUUGGUGUGCAGCUCAAGGACAUCAAAGUGUUCAACAGAGCCAGACAGAAGGGUACCAACGUCUGCAUGAAGAACAACGGAGACUGCGAGCAGCUGUGCCUGUACCGGGGGAACGGAGAGCGGACCUGCGCCUGUGCCCACGGCAUGCUGGCCGAGGAUGGCGUGAGCUGCCGGGACUACGACGGCUACCUGCUGUACUCUGAGCGGACUAUCCUCAAGAGCAUCCACCUGUCGGACGAGAGCAACCUGAACGCGCCCGUCAAGCCCUUCGAGGACCCCAAGCACAUGAAGAACGUCAUCGCGCUGGCCUUCGACUACCGGGGAGGCGGCGGCAAGGGGGCCAACCGCAUCUUCUUCAGCGACAUCCACUUCGGUAACAUCCAGCAGAUCAACGAUGACGGCACGGACCGCCGGACGGUCGUGGAGAUUCCCCCAGAUGUGGGGUCAGUGGAAGGCCUGGCGUACCACCGGGCCUGGGACACUCUGUACUGGACCAGCUACACCACCUCCACCAUCACCAGACACACCGUGGACCAGACACGAACCGGAGCCUUCCAGAGGGACACGGUGGUGACCAUGUCCGGAGAUGACCACCCCCGAGCCUUCGUCCUGGACGAGUGCCAGAAUCUGAUGUUCUGGACGAACUGGAACGAGCAGAGUCCCAGUAUCAUGCGUGCCACGCUGUCAGGCGGCAACGUGGUGGUGAUCAUCGGCAAUGACAUCCGCACCCCGAACGGGCUCGCCAUCGACCACCGCGCAGAGAAACUCUACUUCUCCGACGCCACCCUGGACAAGAUAGAGCGCUGCGAGUAUGACGGCUCCAACAGAUACGUGAUCUUGAAGAACGAGCCUGUGCACCCCUUCGGCCUGGCAGUCUACGGGGACUGUAUCUUCUGGACGGACUGGGUGCGCCGGGCAGUGUUGCGCGCGGACAAGUAUGUGGGCGGAGACAUGAAGGUCCUGCGGGCGGACAUCCCCCAGCAGCCAAUGGGAAUCAUCGCUGUGGCAAACGACACUAAUAGCUGCGACUUCUCCCCGUGCAGAGUUAAUAACGGUGGCUGUCAGGACCUGUGCUUGCUGAGUGCGGACGGUCGGGUUAACUGCACCUGCCGCGGAGAACGCGUGCUGAUGGAUGACACCACCUGCAGCGCUCUGAACUCCACCUGCAGCAGCGCGGAUGAGUUUGAGUGUGGGAAUGGCGACUGCAUCCUCUACAACCAGACUUGUGACGGUGUGGCGCACUGCAAAGACAAGUCUGACGAGAAGCAGUCAUACUGCUCAAACCGCAAGUGCAAGAAAGGUUUCAGACGAUGCAUCAACGGCCGCUGUGUCACCUACAACAACUGGUGCAACGGCGUGGACAACUGUGGAGAUAACUCGGAUGAGCUGCCCUGCAACAAGACAUUGUGCGCCGCGGAGGAGUUCCAAUGCCGUGAUGGCAGCUGCAUCACUAACUCGAGCCGAUGUAACCAGGCCAUCGACUGUGAGGACGCCAGCGACGAGAUGAACUGCACUGCGACUGACUGUAGCAACUACUUCCGUCUGGGUGUGAAAGGGGUCACGUUUCAGCGGUGUGAGCUGACCACGCUGUGCUACGCGUCCAGCUGGGUGUGUGACGGGUCCAACGACUGUGGGGACAACUCUGAUGAGAGGAACUGUCCAGUUAUCUUAGACAAAAAGAAGCUGAAGUGCCCAGUGAAUUUCUUUGCCUGCCCCAGCGGACGGUGUAUCCCGAUGAGCUGGACGUGUGACAAGGAGAAUGACUGUGAGAAUGGUGCUGAUGAAAGCCAUUGUGACAAAUUCUGCAGUUCGGUCCAGUUCGAGUGCAGUAACCACCGCUGCAUCUCCAACCGCUGGCUGUGCGACGGGGCUGACGACUGCGGAGACGGCUCUGAUGAAGACAGCAGAUGCAAGACGAAGACUUGCAGCCCCGAUUCGUUCCAGUGCCCGGACUCCCACAUGUGUGUCCCCCUGCGCUGGAAGUGCGAUGGGGACCGCGACUGUCCUGAUGGGUCAGACGAGAGUGUCAAGGCUGGUUGUGUUUACAACAACACAUGUGGAGAAGGGGAGUUCAUGUGCCAGAAUAGGCAGUGCAUUCCCAAGCACUUUGUCUGUGACCAUGACAACGACUGCGGGGAUGGCUCUGAUGAGUCCAAAGAAUGUGAUUAUCCAACAUGUGGGCCUAAUGAGUUCCGUUGCGCCAAUGGGCGCUGCCUGAUCCAAAGCCAAUGGGAGUGCGAUGGAGAGUUUGACUGUCACGACCAAUCAGAUGAGGCGCCCAAAAACUCCCAUUGCACUGGGUCAGAAAAGAAAUGCAACGAUUCCUUCUUCCUUUGCAAGAACGGCAAUUGCAUCAACGAGACCCUGCUGUGUGACAACAACAAUGACUGCGAGGACGGCUCGGACGAGCUCAACUGCUUCAUUAACGAGUGCCUGAGCAAGAAGCUGAGCGGCUGCACCCAGCAGUGCCUGGAUCUCAAGAUCGGCUACAAGUGUAGGUGUAAUGACGGCUUCCGUCUGAAGGAUGAUGGGAAGACGUGCGUGGAUGUUGAUGAGUGCACCACCACCUACCCCUGCACCCAGCGCUGCGUCAACACCUACGGCAGCUUCAAAUGUCUAUGUGUGGAGGGCUUUGAGCUCAAAGCAAGCGACCCCACCAUCUGCAAGUCCACCGCGGAAGAGGAGCCUUUCCUGAUCUUUGCCAAUCGCUACUACCUGAGGAAACUGAACCUGGACGGCUCAAACUACACGCUGCUGAAACAGGGCCUGAACAACGCAGUAGCUCUCGACUUCGACUAUCGGGAGCAGAUGAUCUACUGGACUGACGUCACCACUCAGGGCAGCAUGAUCAGACGCAUGCACAUCAAUGGAAGCAACGUACAGGUUCUGCACCGCACCAGUCUGAGUAACCCGGACGGGCUGGCAGUGGACUGGGUCGCUGGGAACCUGUACUGGUGUGACAAGGGCAGAGACACCAUCGAGGUGUCAAAGCUGAACGGGGCGUACCGGACCGUGCUGGUAAACACAGGGCUGAGGGAGCCCAGGGCGGUGGCCGUCGAUGUGAGAUACGGGUAUUUGUACUGGUCGGACUGGGGGGAUCAGCCGCACAUUGGCAGGAUUGGCAUGGAUGGCACCAACAGGAGCAACAUCGUGGAGAGCAAGAUCACCUGGCCCAACGGCCUCACCCUGGACUUCAUCAAUGACAGGAUCUACUGGGCCGACGCGCGGGAGGAUUACAUUGAGUUUGCAAGCCUGGAUGGAACGAACCGGCACACAGUGCUGGGUCAGGACAUCCCUCACAUCUUCGCUAUGACCCUGUUUGAGGAAUACAUCUACUGGACGGACUGGGAGACCAAGUCUAUCAACCGAGCGCACAAGACCAUGGGCAAGAACAAGAGCAUGCUGAUAAGCACGCUGCACCGGCCCAUGGACAUCCACAUCUUCCACCCGUCCCGACAGCCAGGGGUGCCUCACCACCCCUGCCAGACUGACAAUGGUGGCUGCUCGAACCUGUGCCUCCUGUCACCCGGCGGGGGGUUCAAGUGCGCCUGUCCCACCAAUUUCUACCUGGCCGCCGAUGGCAGGACCUGCAUGUCCAACUGCACAGCCAGCCAGUUCGUAUGCAAGAACGACAAGUGCAUUCCGUUCUGGUGGAAGUGCGACACAGAAGACGAUUGUGGGGACCGAUCAGACGAGCCCGAGGAAUGCCCCGAAUUCAAAUGCCGACCGGGACAGUUCCAAUGUGGAACAGGGAUCUGUACCAACCCUGCCUACAUCUGCGAUGGAGACAAUGAUUGCCAGGACAGCUCGGACGAAGCCAACUGCGAUAUACACGUGUGCCUGCCCAGCCAGUUUAAAUGCACCCACCCCAGUCGCUGUAUCCCAGGAAUAUUCCGCUGCAACGGGCAGGACAACUGCGGAGAGGGCGAGGACGAGAAGGACUGCCCGGAGGUCACGUGUGCUCCCAAUCAGUUCCAGUGCUCCAUCACCAAGCGCUGCAUCCCCCGGGUGUGGGUCUGUGACCGGGACAAUGACUGUGUGGACGGCUCGGACGAGCCCGCCAACUGCACUCAGAUGACAUGUGGUGUGGAUGAGUUCCGCUGUAAAGACUCGGGUCGCUGCAUUCCUGCACGCUGGAAAUGCGACGGGGAAGACGACUGCGGAGACGGGUCGGACGAGCCCAAAGAGGAGUGCGACGAGCGGACAUGCGAACCCUACCAGUUCCGCUGCAAAAACAACCGCUGUGUGCCGGGGCGCUGGCAGUGUGACUACGACAACGACUGUGGGGACAACUCUGACGAGGAGGGAUGCACUCCCCGGCCCUGUUCAGAAAGCGAGUUCUCUUGUGCCAACGGCCGCUGCAUUGCGGGCAGAUGGAGAUGCGAUGGGGACCAUGACUGUGCGGACGGCUCUGAUGAGAAAGACUGCACAGUGCGGUGUGAGAGUGACCAGUUCCAGUGCAAGAGUGGGCACUGCAUCCCUCACCGCUGGCUCUGCGACGGGGAUGCUGACUGCUUGGACGGGAGCGACGAGGAGAAAUGUGGCACUGGAGUGGUGCGAACCUGCCGGCUUGAUGAGUUCCAGUGUAACAACACGCUGUGUAAACCUCUCGCCUGGAAGUGCGACGGAGAGGAUGACUGCGGGGAUAACUCUGACGAGAACCAAGAGGAGUGCAUGAAGUUCCAGUGCCCCCCCAACAGACCCUUCCGUUGCCAUAACGACCGGGUGUGCCUGUGGAUUGGCCGGCAAUGCGACGGCGUUGACAACUGCGGAGAUGGCACUGACGAGGCCAACUGCGAUGCUCACACUCAGAAGCCUCACUGCGGGAAGGAUGAGUUCCAGUGUGGCAAUGGGAAGUGCAUCAGCGCUGCUCUGCUCUGCAACCACUUCGAUGACUGCGGGGAUAGGUCCUCCGACGAGCAGGACUGUCACAAAGAACGCAACUGCAAGACUGACAAGGCAAUCUGCGGUGAUGGUGCUGAGGCGGAGUGCAUCCAGAAUAAGUCUGCUGUGUUCUGCACCUGUAAGCUGGGAUUCCACCUGAACAGCGUCAAUCAUUGUGCAGAUAUAGACGAGUGUAAGGUGUUCGGUACCUGCUCCCAGCUCUGUAACAACACCAAGGGCUCCCAUGUGUGCAGCUGUGCCAAGAACUACAUGAAAAUGCACAACACCUGCAAGGCCGAAGGAUCGACACACCAGGUGCUGUACAUCGCGGACGAUAACGAGAUCCGCAGCAUUUACCCCUUCAACCCAAACUCCGCCUACGAGCAGGCUUUCCGGGGAGACGAGAACGUGCGCAUCGACGCCAUGGAUAUCUACGUCAAGGGCAACAAGAUCUUCUGGACAAACUGGCACACGGGCAAGAUCUCCUACCGCGAGCUGCACGCCACGUCCAACACCAACUCCAACUCCAAUCGCAACCGCCGGCAGAUUGACGGCAUGGCCACCGACCUCAGUAUCCCGGGGUUGAAGAUGCCUCGUGGCAUUGCGGUGGACUGGGUCGCUGGGAACAUCUACUGGACGGACUCUGGGCGGGAUGUGAUUGAGGUGGCACAGAUGAACGGAGAGCAUCGCAAGACGCUCAUCUCCGGCAUGAUUGAUGAACCAUACGCCAUCGUGGUGGAUCCACUGCGAGGGAUCAUGUACUGGGCUGACUGGGGAAACCAUCCCAAGAUUGAGACCGCUGCCAUGGACGGUACAAUGCGAGAGACGCUGGUCCAGGAAAAUAUUCAGUGGCCAACAGGUCUCGCGGUGGAUUACUUCAAUGAGAGGCUGUACUGGGCAGACGCCAAGCUCUCCGCCAUCGGCAGUGUGCUUCUCAAUGGUUCAGACCCGGUGGUCAUAAUCAAUAGCAUCCUCAGCCACCCAUUCAGCAUCGACAUCUUUGAGGACUACAUCUACGGCGUGACGUACAUUAACAAUCGCAUCUUCAAGGUGCACAAGUUCGGCAAAGAGAAAAUGGAAUUCAUGAACUCGGGGCUCAACCACGCCACAGACGUGGUGCUCUACCACCAGCACAAGCAGCCUGACGUGACGAACCCAUGUGAUCGCAAGAAGUGUGAGUGGCUGUGUCUGCUGAGCCCCAGUGGUCCUGUCUGCACCUGUCCCAACGGCCGAAGACUGGACAACGGGACCUGCGUGGAAAUCCCCUCCCCAACCCUGUCUCCCAUCUCUCCCCCCACUGGUACCUGCAGUCAGCAGUGUCUAAAUGGUGGCAAGUGCUUCCUGAACGCCCGCAAGCAGCCCAAGUGCCGAUGCCAGCCUCGCUACACAGGGGACAAGUGUGAACUCGACCAGUGCCGCGAGUACUGUCAGAACGGGGGUACCUGCACCGCCUCGCCCACAGGAACCCCAACCUGCCGCUGUCCUAACGGCUAUACCGGCCCCAACUGUAACCAGCAGGUGUGCAAGGGCUACUGCCAGAACAACUCCACCUGCCUGGUCAACCAGGGUAACCAGCCUAACUGUCGCUGCCUGGGAGACUUCAUCGGAGACAAGUGCCAGUAUCGUAAAUGUUUCGAUUACUGUGAAAACGGCGGCACGUGCCAGCAGGCUUCGGAUGGCAGAAAGCUGUGCCGCUGCACUCCGCAGUACGACGGCCCGGCGUGCGAGCAGAACAAGUGCAGCCGCUGCAAGGGUGGCGCCUGCACUCUCAACAAGCAGAGCGGAGAGGUGUCCUGCAACUGCACUAAUGGAAGGAUCGCCCCCAGCUGCCUAACAUGUCAGGACUAUUGUCUGAAUGGUGGAGAAUGCACAAUGGACAAACGAACGUAUAUGCCGGAGUGCCAGUGUUCUCCAGGCUGGUCAGGAACUCUGUGUGAUGAGGUGGUCCCUACUGGUUCCUCACAGGGCAAUGGAAGGACAGCGUCGAUUGUGAUUCCCAUCAUCCUGUUGCUGCUUCUAAUCCUGCUGAUAGCCGGGGCUGUGUUCUGGUACAAGAGGAGAAUGCGAGGGGCCAAGGGGUUCCAGCACCAGCGCAUGACAAACGGCACCAUGAAUGUGGAGAUGGCCAACCCCACCUACAAUUACGAAGGGGAGCCUGACGAUGAUGGAGGAGAGCUCCUGGACGCAGACUUCCCCCUCGACCCAGACAAGCCCACAAACUUCACGAAUCCAGUGUAUGCCACACUCUACAUGGGGGCCCACAACAGUAGGAACUCGUUGGCCAGUACCGACGAGAAGAAGGAGUUGCUUUCCAGGGGGGACGAUGACCUGGGGGACCUGCUGGCAUAGACCUGCUCGCCGCGCCACACAGACAGAUUCUUGCUGUUUUCAGAUGUGUUUUACUUUUAAAAAAAUAAUAAUACAAAAACAUAAAGAAAAAAGACAACACUGUAUAAAUGUACAAACGAAGGACUACUUUUGUAUGUGAUUGCAGUAUUAUAUUUUGGUCUUUUUUAAUUCUUUGCGGUUAAUCUUUUAAAAAUAGCUACAUUUUCCCCCGGCUACCCUCUAAAAUCGCCACAGCCUCUGUGCGAAACGGCCAAUGCCACACCAGAUUUUUUGGGGGAAACCUGCACAGGUGCCAUUGUCGCAUUUGAAGAUCGUUUGUUUUUUGUUUUUUUUCCAAGAGGUGAUGGAGAGACAGAGGAGUUCAGAGGUCAAGGGUUCAGAGGUAAUUGUGGUAAAGGCUGGGCAUUGGAACGAGCGACUGUUAAAUUUGUUUUAAGUGUAAAGAAAGGGUAGGGUUUGAUUCCCAGUUAUAAGACAUUUCUAUAUGGCAAAUGUACAGCAUUUCAGGGGAUGGCUGAUGUGUUUUUUUUUAGUUUUUUUUUUUUAAUUUCCUCAGAACAAAUAAUAAUGGUGUUUUGAAGAGUGAUUGUGUAUUGUAUUUCUUGCACAGACUUUGAAAUGAAGAAUCUUCUGUUUUUGAGAAGUGUCAAAUACACAGGUAACUAAACACAGAAAUAGCUUAUUUUUUAAUGUUUUAGGUUUGAGAGAAAGAAAUAUUAAUAAUAUACCAUUCCAGGCUUGUAAUGCUUCUAAGAAAUUAAAUGCUUACAUAGGCGAUAUAGCAAAAGGAGGUCAAUUUUUACAGUUAAUUCAAGCAGGAAGACAAUAAAGUAAAGGACUCCAUUUUAUGAGUUCGAAAAGGUAUGAAAUGGUACUUUUAAAACAUUAAGUAAAUACCAAUAUUGAGAACUUUAGCUUUGAAAGGAAAAAUUAACAAAGUACUUCUUUUGUUUCACAAAAUCUUCUCAUUAAAGGGCUUGGAUAGCGAAUAUGUUUUAUCUCAAAAUGUAUUUUCAAUAUUUUUUUAGGUAAUUUUAACUUCAGCUUUUUAAAUUUGUAUUCUGAUUUGAAUUGCAGUAUAAGAGAGGUUUAUUUUUGUUUGUCUUUAUAGCUUUUUUUUGUUUUCUUUUCAUUUAUACGCAUUUGCUGCUAAUGCUGGCUUUGUCCGAAACAUUAUCAAACUCAGCAGUCCUUAUAGUCUGGCUGAGAAGCUGCUUCUAUUGAAGGUAAUCAGCCAUAUUUUAAUGCAUGUAACUAAAAUACAAAAAAAAUAACAAACCCGCUUAUCCGAACACUACAUAACAGUAUUCAUAGAGCGUUCAUUUUUUUUUUGUUAUAAAAAGAAAAAAAAUUAAGUACAAUCAGUUUUCUUUUUGUUUCGUAAUUUUAUUCAACAUGCAUUUUGUUUUUUUUUGUUUUUAUAAAUAAAAAUAAAUACAAAAAUAGCUUUUAUAGUA
This is a messenger RNA of Acipenser ruthenus (sterlet), 15532 nucleotides long. Its product is annotated as low-density lipoprotein receptor-related protein 1. NCBI's taxonomy places the organism in Eukaryota, Metazoa, Chordata, Actinopteri, Acipenseriformes, Acipenseridae. The transcript has 89 exons. The record is from RefSeq and is a predicted model, not a curated record. Bases 423 to 14075 code for a protein of 4550 amino acids. Gene Ontology annotation, molecular function: protein binding; calcium ion binding.